Episyrphus balteatus (marmalade hoverfly) is the source of this 2434-nucleotide messenger RNA. RefSeq names its product DNA cross-link repair 1A protein (gene Snm1). Gene Ontology annotation, molecular function: damaged DNA binding; 5'-3' DNA exonuclease activity. The record is from RefSeq and is a predicted model, not a curated record. The transcript is spliced from 2 exons. Bases 292 to 2217 code for a protein of 641 amino acids. NCBI's taxonomy places the organism in Eukaryota, Metazoa, Arthropoda, Insecta, Diptera, Syrphidae. Gene Ontology annotation, biological process: interstrand cross-link repair; protection from non-homologous end joining at telomere; double-strand break repair via nonhomologous end joining.
UGAAAAUUCCCUCAAAGGGUAUAAUUCUCUUACACCACUUUACACUAGUCGAGUCGAAGUGACAAACGUAUUUAUUUAUUUAUUUACGAAUCAAAUCGAAAUCAAAACUGUUGAUUGUAGAAGCAAAAGAUACUCCCUCCAUGCUUAAUGGAAUUCUUAUUUUUUUUUUAUUCGAUUGAAUUUACCUUUCGCAUGAUACUGUAUUAAAUACAAUUAAAAAUAAAUUAAUUGUCCAGUAUAAUAAUUUUUGGUUGAAUUAAUUUAUAAAUCAUUUUCUGAUAAUAUUCCAAUAUGAGCACAAUGAAUUUCAUCGGGAAAAUUCGGGUCAGAAGCCUAGAAGAGCUUAACAGCAAUAUAAAUUUAAACAUCUCCAACUUUGUUGAAAUAGUUUCGGAAAAUGACAAUACAACACCAGUUGUACAACACAUGGAAAUACAAGAUUACCUUGAAGAGGAUAUGAAAACCGUAUCCACUUUAUACCCCAAACCACCAAAAGUUAUGCAAAUAGAAACAUAUUGUGUAAACCCAGCUCUCUACCGAGAUAUUUUAAAUCCAAUUCAACAGGAGGCUAAACCAAUUAAAUCUACAGAAGAGUCAACGUGUCCCACUGCAAUGGACCAAUCUCAUUUUGAUAAUGCUUAUUCCGAUUUAGGAAAUGUACUAACUCAGACUAUUUUAGAUAGCUCAAAUAUAGGUAACAAACCGGAGCAAGAAAGUCCAGUUGAGAAUAUUAAAAUCGAAAUUAAGACUACACCUUCUAAGUGCAGAGAAGAAAUGUCUGAUAAUUCUAUCUGUUUUAUGGAAUAUGUUGAAACGGUAUUUGGUGUUGGAUGCAAUGGGGAAGACUGCUCUUGUGCUCCCAUUCAACUUCAAAAUGAAGAAAAAACAUUUUCCGAAAACCCUGCAUUAUCACAUAUUGUUUAUAAUUAUUUGACUGACAUUGAAAGACCAGUUUGCGAGAAGGAAAAAAACAAUUCUCUUGAUUAUACGGAUGACCAACUAAUUGAUAAUUUAGAAAUAACAUCCAAAUCGACAAAAUCUAAUAUCGACGAUAAAAUAGGUCCACAGCCAUCACCUCAUAAAACAGAAAGUCUUAAUUAUACGACAAACAAAAAUAAUAGCAAACCAAAUAUCAUUUCUCUGGAUGAGUUUUUUUCUUCAAAUAAAAGAAUAAUUCCGGGGACAACUUUUUGCAUUGAUGAGUUCAAACAUGCAAAAACAGAGAACGUAACUGCAGUUUUUUUGACGCAUUUCCAUUUGGAUCAUUUACAUCGCUUAAAAAAAAGGAAAUUCUCAAAACCAAUUUACUUGUCAAGGAUAACUGCUACUAUAUUACGAGACGUAUUGCCUGUAAAUGAAUUAAUGCUAAAAGUCAUGGAUUUAAACAACACCAUUACAAUCGACGGUGUGAAGGUUACUGCUUUAAAUGCAAAUUAUUGCCCGGGAGCAAUAAUGCUUUUGUUCCAGCUUUCAAGUGGUUUGAAUGUUUUAUACACUGGAGAUUUCCGUGCAUCAUCAGCAAUGGAGCUUAAUCCAUUUCUAAGAGCAAAUAAAAUCGAUGUUUUGUAUUUGGACACGGCAUACAUAUCCAGCAAGAUCUCAUCUCAGUCUCAAGAGAAAAGUAUCUCAGAUGCUAUAACUAUCAUUCAAAAGUUUAAGCUUAGCUACUACGACAAACGCAUACUAUUUCUGUUCGGUCAUAUUGGGUUGGGAAAUGACGAGUUAUGGCUUGAUAUAGCUGAUAAAUUUGACUUAAAGGUAUGGACAGAUGAAUUUAAUUUAAAAAUGCUAACUGCAAUCGGAAAUGAAGAAUACAUCCAAAGAUUUGUACUAAAUGCCGAACAAGCUGACAUGCACUUGAUUCAACAUUCCAAUUUAAGUUACCAUGGGACAAACGAGCAUUGGAAAAAAUUUAAAGACACUUAUGACAUUAUGCUUGCAAUAAAACCCAAACAAUGGGUGGAAAACAAAUGUAGAGAAUUCUAUAAAGGUGAAAUAAACAUUGUUGAAGUGGAAUAUUCUAGUCAUUCCAAUGAAACCGAAAUACGAAAAUUUUUGGCGUUUUUACAGCCAAAACGCGUUAUCACAAUAUCCCCUGUUGGAAAGGAUCAAAAGUACCCUGAAGUUCCAUUGUCAUGGUAUAAAGAAAAAUGGUUUUCGCCAGUUAAGAAGCAAGCUUCCAUGUAUGAUUUUUUCAAAGUUAAACCGAAAAAAUAAGUUUAAAUUACUAUAUGUUUUCUAAGUUAACUUAUCAUCUUCCAUAUAGUAUUUAAUUUUUUCAAAGAAAAUGUUAGUCCUUCCAUUUUUUUUAAGUUAAACGAAAAAUUAAAUUUUCAUUGCUUGUUUUUCCGAGUUUAAAAGUCAUCUUCCAUUUGGAAUAUUAGUUUUUAAAUCUUAGAUUAGAUUUUUUUUUUAAAGAUAACCAAAAAAAAAA